Messenger RNA from Melanotaenia boesemani (Boeseman's rainbowfish), 3573 nucleotides. It is a transcript of the gene slain2, whose product is annotated as SLAIN motif family, member 2. The transcript is spliced from 10 exons. Gene Ontology annotation, biological process: cytoplasmic microtubule organization; microtubule nucleation; positive regulation of microtubule polymerization. Gene Ontology annotation, cellular component: microtubule plus-end. The record is from RefSeq and is a predicted model, not a curated record. NCBI's taxonomy places the organism in Eukaryota, Metazoa, Chordata, Actinopteri, Atheriniformes, Melanotaeniidae. Bases 237 to 2099 code for a protein of 620 amino acids.
UAUCCGCCGCCUGUUGGUCUUUCACAGUUGGUGACGAGUAUUAUGAAAAUGGCCUCGACCCUUCCCGUAAGCGCGAAUAUCCAGAGAAGAUGACGACGCUGAGUCAGUUCAGCACCCAAGUGUCUUCUUUGAACACGUAGAAAAUAGUGAAGUUAACUAAAGGAGAGAGACUUGGCAAAGAAACGCCAAAAAAUACCCCAGACCACUGCAUAUUUUCGUUGGUCUGAGGAGCCACCAUGGAGGAUAUCAACUCUAAUAUCAACGCCGACUUGGAGGUGCGGAAGCUCCAGGACUUGGUGAAAAAACUCGAGCAACAAAACGAACAGCUUCGGAGUAGGUCUACGAUGUUGUCCUCGUCCGGAGCGAUGUCAGGGAACCACAGACCCCUCAGCGCCGGAUACGACCCGUCGUCCCUGUCAAUGGGAAUGGCAGCCGGUCUGGCCGGCUUCCCUGGGGUGGGGUUCGUCGGUACGGGCGGCUACGGUGGGGUUUUGGAAAAUAACCGUUGUUUGAGCCCCAGACUGUCUUACGACGGCAUCAGUUUCAGGAGGCCGUAUGAAUGUGAAGGGGCAUCUGCUGUCACCUCUAUGCCAAGUAUGAACUCACUUUACUCAGACACCACCGGCGGAUUUAUGGCUGAGGGGGAAACCUCAAUCCUAGAUGAAGUGGAAAUCUUAGAUCUCGAAGACAUGGAUUGCCUACAAGAAGACGAGGACAGCUGGUUAUAUGAGGCAAAAUUGAACAGUCCCCUGCAAAAAUCCUUGAGUCCUAUUGUGUGGUGCCGUCAAGCUUUGGACAACCCUAGCCCUGAGAUGGAGUCGGCCAAGCGCUCCCUCAUCCACAGACUGGACCUCACCAUGUCAGCCAACAAGCACAGGAGCCUGUAUGGAAGUCCCUACCUCCAGCAGGGUUAUGGGAGCCCCUAUAGCUCAAAUGCCGCUAACAGCCCUUACAGCAGUGGCUUCAACUCCCCCUCCUCAACCCCCUGCAGAGUGCCCAUUGUCAGACAGCAGCUAAUGCCCACUAACGCAGUACACCAGCGAAAUGCAGCAGCAGACAGGAAUCCUCCAGCUAUUAGUCCACAGUCAUCAGUGGACAGCGAGCUAAGCACAUCGGAGAUGGACGAAGACUCAGUGGGCUCCUCGACUACCUACAAACUCAAUGAUGUCACUGAUGUCCAGAUAAUGGCGCGCAUGCAGGAAGAAAGUUUGAGGCAGGAGUAUGCUGCGACGGCUUCCAGACGGAGCUCUGGCUCGUCCUGCCACUCACUGCGACGCAGCACUCUCAGUGACCAGGAUUUAGAUGCGCACAGUCUGGAGGACGAGGAGGAGGCGGUGCACCUGUCCUUUGCCUUGCCAUCCAACCGCUUUAGCCCCUCCCCUCGCCACUCCCCGCGCGCCUCACCCAGGAAUUCUCCCCGUUCACGCUCCCCAGCUCGUUCCAUUGAAUAUAGCCGCGGUUCGCCGCAGCCCAUCAUCAGCCGCCUGCAGCAGCCUCGUCACUCCCUGCAGGGCCACGACCUGCAGACCAACGUGGUGAAAAAUGAAGAAAAACUGCGUCGUAGUCUUCCCAACCUCACACGCUCGUCAGCGGCGGUGGCUGCAGCACAGACGCCAGAACCUGUGAAGAGCAGCCGCAGCUGCGAAUCCAACCUGCAAGUGCCAAACGGUGGCUCUCCUCGACACCAGAGCCAGUCUGCAACAGCAGCUCGUCUCCCGAGAUACUCCACCCCUUCUCGCUCAUCCCCGAAACCCAAACUGCUCCUCCAAAGCCCAUCUGCUCUGAGAGUCCCACUCUCCUGUUGCUUUGGAGAAGAAGGUGAUUUCAUCCCCUCUCCCAGUAAGCUGCGUACUCCUGCCACACCAUCUCCUCUGACUUUGAGGCAGCCGGUAAAAGCCACAUCCACCCCCAAUUCUGCCACCUCCACCCCCACCCGCUCCCUGGCCCCCCCUCGCAGCAGCCUGCCCCGACCCAGUGCCCCUGCAGGAGGAGGCAUCCCUCUCCCCCGCAGCAAACUGGCCCAGCCUGUGCGAAGAUCUCUUCCUGCUCCUCGUUCCUACAGCGGCACAGGUGACAACUGGAGGGAAGGUUGUUACUGAGGCAAGCCAGCAGGGGGCACUCUAGUCACAUUAUCAACACAAGGAGGCAACAAUACAACAUGGCACUUUAUAUACUUGGGUAACUUUUACAGCAAAGAGACAGAUUAAAUCCCCCAAAUAACAUACAAUUCAGAAUUUAAAAAAAAAAGGAAAGGACAUAGUCCACUUGUGUCAACAAGGGCCUCUCAUCGUGCUUCUCUGUGAGGGACUGGAUGUGGAGGGAUCAGGCAUGUAGUGCAGACAACCCAGAAAAUGCCAAAGAAACCAGACUGACUCCAGCUCCGCCAACAGAGGACACAUCAUCUGCCUUGCUUUGACUUUUGUCAUCUAUGAAACAGUCCACUUCUCCCCCCCGUCCCCUGUUCUUCUGUCACUUCCCUCAGGUUGAAAUGUUUCCACACAUUUCUCUCGUUAUGCUCUGUGUUUAACAGAAGUCUGUAAGCGAUCUCUAUGAUGAUGCCGUGCAGGUGAACUGUCCUGUGAUGUGUAGAGAAUUUUGAUGUCUUGAAACGGUGAAAGCACCUCUGUGUGGGUAUGACUUUAAAAAAAAAAAAAAAAAGAAGAAAAAACAUCUUUCUUCCUUGUAAAAUCAGCCAGAAUGUAUGCACAAGUUUGUUUUGGAAAUUAUUUAUUCAAAUUAUUUAAGAAGCGUAUGUCCAAACAUCCAUAUCAGUAUUUUUUUUUAAUUGCCAUUUAAAAUGUACGUUUUAAACCUCAACUUCAAGCUAACUCUCCAAAGCUUUUUUUUUUUUUUUGCCCAAAGUGUCCAGUCAUAGUCAGUGGUUAAAGGACGUUAAAUCUGAGUUUUAUUUGUUGUUGGACAGACUUCAUUUAUUGAAAAGAAGGAUGAACUGAUCACCCAGUCAGGUGAUGAAACCAAGGAAACCAUUAAAUUCCCAUAACAGCGUGUCAGUGUGAACCAGUCAUGCCAUGAAAAAUAAUAAUGAAAGUUGAAAAUUGUCUUGCUUCAGAUGGCUAGUUAAAUAAGUUUUAACUGGUUUUCACCUCUUGUGCUAUUAAUACGAAUCAAAAGGCAUACCAGUGUUAGGGAAGGUGUUCUGGUACUUGCUGUGGUGGGUGUCUUCAACUAGUGCCUAUAAUUUAAAGUUUCACUGUGUUUGUAUUUUCAUUUUGUGCCAAUUUCUGACUUUGCCAAUGUUUUCAGUUUCAUAUCUAUGCUUGCCUUUUUUUGUUUUUGUAGCUGAAUCAACACAUUUAAAAUUGCUUUAAAAAAAAUGUUUAUUCGCUUUUGUAUUUAUGAGAAAUGACGCAUUCUGUAAAUGAAACUAUUUAUUAAGGAGAGAGGUGCCUCUGUCAAAGCUCAGAUUCAGCGGGAAACCAGGAUGAAUGUUGCAAAAAGACAUAUACCACACAUUUUGUGUGAACAUUUUUAUCAAACUUUCUUUUAUAUCCACAAACAUUCGGUUUCCCUGUGUAAAAUCACAUUUCAGAUUAAAACUAAAAAGUUAUUGUC